Molecule: messenger RNA, 5041 nt
Organism: Cyanistes caeruleus (blue tit)
Lineage: Eukaryota; Metazoa; Chordata; Aves; Passeriformes; Paridae
Source: RefSeq, a predicted model, not a curated record
AGGAGACGGGCCAAGAUGGCGGCAGGAGAGGAGGAAGGGUCGGCGGCGGCGGAGCCGGAGCAGGAGCCGGCGGCGGAGGAGUCGCGGAGCUUCAAGGAUUUGGGAGUGACAGAUGUCCUGUGUGAAGCUUGUGACCAGUUGGGAUGGAAGGUGCCAACAAAGAUCCAGAUUGAGGCUAUUCCAGUGGCUCUCCAGGGCAGAGACGUCAUUGGACUGGCAGAAACUGGCUCUGGAAAAACAGGAGCCUUUGCUUUGCCAAUUCUUCAAGCACUGCUGGAAACACCUCAGCGAUUAUUUGCUCUUGUCCUCACACCAACCAGGGAGCUGGCCUUUCAAAUCUCAGAGCAGUUUGAAGCUCUUGGAUCUUCCAUCGGUGUUCAAAGUACGGUUAUUGUGGGUGGAAUUGAUGCGAUGUCGCAAUCUCUGGCCUUAGCCAAGAAACCACAUGUUAUCAUUGCAACCCCUGGCCGUCUAGUUGAUCAUCUGGAGAACACAAAGGGCUUCAACUUACGAGCUCUGAAGUUCCUAGUGAUGGAUGAGGCUGACCGGAUUCUUAACAUGGAUUUCGAGACAGAGGUGGAUAAGAUAUUAAAAGUGAUUCCUCGAGACAGGAAGACAUUCUUGUUUUCUGCCACCAUGACCAAGAAGGGGAGCAGACUAACUUCCAAGUAUCAGACAGUUGAAAAACUGCAACAGUACUACAUUUUCAUCCCCUCCAAAUUCAAGGACAGCUACCUGGUUUAUAUCUUGAAUGAACUGGCUGGUAACUCUUUCAUGAUAUUCUGUAGUACAUGUAACAAUACUCAGAGGACUGCUCUACUGCUCCGCAACCUGGGCUUCACUGCCAUUCCCCUCCAUGGGCAGAUGAGUCAGAAUAAACGUUUGGGCUCUCUAAACAAGUUUAAGGCAAAGGCACGUUCUAUUCUGCUGGCCACUGAUGUUGCAAGCAGAGGUCUGGACAUCCCACAUGUGGAUGUGGUGAUAAACUUUGAUAUUCCUACACACUCUAAGGAUUACAUUCAUCGAGUUGGGAGAACAGCUCGAGCUGGGAGAUCUGGCAAAUCUAUCACCUUUGUCACACAGUAUGAUGUAGAGCUGUUCCAGCGCAUUGAACACCUGAUUGGCAAGAAGCUGCCAGCAUUCCCCAUGCAAGAGGAGGAAGUUAUGAUGCUGACAGAGCGUGUGGCUGAGGCCCAGAGGUUUGCUCGAAUGGAGCUGCGGGAGCAGGGAGAGAAGAAGCGAUCUCGGAAUGAUGAUGAUGACACAGAAGAGGCUAUUGGUGUCAGGAAUAAGGUGGAAGGAGGGAAAAAGAAGAAAAGGAAAGCCUUCUAGUUUGGUAUUUGAACAGACUUUUUUUAUUUUUCUCUUUAUGGCUAUCUGAGCUAUCAAAAACAGUCUACCAAGCCACCUCCAGUGGAUUUUUUUUCAGAACUACAUAUGAAAUUUGGCAGUCCCUGAAGAAAAAACCUACUUUUCUUCUUCACCAGCUACAGACUGAGCUUGGCCCAUGUUGGUACCAUGGUACCAGUUUUCCUUUCAGGGACACACCAUCAGAGACCAUCACCUCUGGACCUGCAAGCAGCUGUGGUCUGGACCUGCUCGUUCACUACAAAGUGCAGUGUGAGUGCAGCUUUUGCUCUGCUGCAGCCUGUCCCACUAUCAAAUCUCACUGAGCGCAUCUGGAGUCAGAUCUGUCAGAAGAACGAGAGGAAAAAUUAAAAAGAAGUGACUGAGUUUUCACAGCACAGCUAUAGUGCCCUUGCCUUGGUGAAGGGAUGUGUUACAUUGAGAACUCAAAAUAUAUUUUACUUAAUUUUAAAGCUACCUGGUUUUCUUUAUCUUGUUACUGAUCUGUUCUGUUCACUUUGUGUAUCAGCUCUGCCAGAAGGUUUUCUAGCAAUCCUAGCAUUUCAGAUGUGAUAUCAAUACCUUAGAUUUGUCAGCUGAAGAGUGGUCCAACACAGAGAGAACGAGUUUCAGCAGGAUGAAACUAUUCACUGCUUGGAAUUCGAUCCAAUAUCUGUUGAUGAUUGACACCAUCAAGGAUAAGUCUGGGUUUUGGGUGGGGUUUUUGUGGCCGAUUCUCGUAGUAGUUACAAGUGAACACAAGAGGGGGCUAUUUACGUGGGAAAGCAGCUGACAAGCUGGGAGGUGCAGAAAAACAGGUAUCCUGGAAAGCUCUUUGUUUCCCUAGGCAGGGAACUUUGUUACUCUUAGGCAGAGUUCCAUGCCGGAUAAGUAGACUUUUGCAAGAAUGAGAUAAAUUUACUUCAUAUAAAACCAGAAGGUUACUGCUGAUACUCAUUGACAAUAAAAAUUUUCACACAGGAUGUUCCUGGUGGUAGGCAGAGAAGAGUGAGAAGCUUCUGCAUAUGUAAAUUUACUGAGAACAUGAAAAUUUAAUGCCCAGUAGAUCCAUUCAUAAACUGGAUUUUGUGCUACAGGAAAAGCAAUGUUCAAAAUAGUCCUUUUGAGAUCUAAAUGGAAAAGAGAAACUAUUGCAGUAGUCAAGAUGAGCACAAUGGUUAUUUCACACUGUCAGCAUAAAUCUAGUAUCAGCAUGUAUGCUAGUCAGAAUGCUUUUACACUUUUGUUAGAGGCAGCACAUUUUGCAAGGAAAUGCCAGAAAACCUAGGUCUGUUUUUUCAUGAGGAACUGAGCUGCUCUUUGGAGCAAAAGAAGUGCCAGUGUUCUCACUCCUUAUUUAUGUUGUAGCAGUUUAAUUAAAUCUCCAAAAUAUCUUCAAGUCUGAUAGCUGUAAAAUGGUCUUGAGUCAGUGGCAGAUGGUAAGUGUACAAAUCUUGGGUAUGUUCACUGCUAAGAGCACUUGUGUAAAGCAGAAAGUGUUUAUCUUCUCUGGGUCCUAACACAGAGGGGCAAGAGUGAAAGCCCAUAAAUGAGAGCACGUUCAUUCUACGAGGCCCUUUGCUAGCAAACCACAAGGUAAGAGGAAACAGCCCUAGAAUGCACCAGAGAGAGAACAAAAUGAGUGAUAAUAUGGGUGGAGAGGCAAAUGCUUGUUCCCCAUGGAGCAAAGGAACACUCCCAACUGUCCUGCUGUGUGCUUGAACAAAAUUUCUUAUUCUUUGCAGGCAAGAUUGGGUUGGUUCCAGUAUCAGCAAAGGAAGCUUAAAUUUCUCUGAGGGUCCUGGAUCCCUGGAAAACCUCUGCAGUGUUAUUCCCAGCUGUGUAAUGGAUGAGGUGCAGAAUCAGUCCUGAACCAAUCUUGUAAAGUGAUGUGAAGGGCACUUUGACUGCUGGAGGAGGUAGGGCAGAGUCAUUCCUUUCAGAAGUAGUGAGGCUUGCUUCAAUAGGUUGUUGGAGUCUGUAGCAUCUCUGUGUCCCUCCUGUGUGGAAGCCUGCAACAGCCGAGGGGAUGUUUUGUCCUUUGAUGGAGUCAAAGAUUAUCCCUCUUUUGCAGUAGUGAGGAUAUUGGUGGAGAAAAAUAGAGCUGCUCCUUGAGAGGAGUGACUAGACAGCUGGCCACCUCCCUUGAUUUGGAAUGACAAGCUGUAGAAGCAUUUGGCAUUAGAAAAGCAAAGGUCUCACCACACCCACAUUCUCACUGGUGCCUCACCUGCCACAGGUAUGUGCAUUCAGUUUCAACUAAAAAUAUCUUAACAGGUUGGAGGGACAGGAAAUAGUUUUUUAUUGUGGUUACUCCAGAGGGGCUGGGUGUUUGUAUAACUGAAGUGGAAUAGGGAGUGUCCAGAGAUGUAUCUGGGCAAAACAGAAUUUGCAGCCAGCCUAAAACAAAAUCUCUAGCUGAUCUAAUGAAACACGAGGGGAAAAGAAUGAAGUGAGACCUGUCUCUCUGAAUAAAUGUUCAGAGAAGACCAGCACUGGUAUGUGUGUGGCUGCAUACUUUCAUGCAACAACUGCUGCCAGUGUGUUUGUUCAGUCAGGAGGGCUUUUGAGGGGCAGUUCUGAAGCACACCCUUGCACGCUCUCGAGUUUCACACAGCAGGGAGCUGAGUGGAGGAUUAACCUCAGCUGAUGUAAGGUAGGAUUGAGCUAACACAGUUUGUCAUAUUUUUAUGGUUGAAACUCAGGUGAAGUUUCAAUGAAAGCUGUGUUCUCAAAAAAUGUUCAGUGGGGAUGUUUGCAGUUUGAAACAAUUACACACUUCCAAAGCCCAUAAUGAGAAGGUGAUUAUUUAUGUAUUUGUAAUACAUAUUUUAAAUUAUGUUUUGUGGUUUUGAUUUUUAGUACUGUGUAGGUGAGUAUUUGGAGCAGUAACAAAUAGGAAUAGAGUGUCUUUCAUUUAAAUGUUCUAGAGCUAACAGAAGUGGGUCAGCCCUUAUGAGGGGAGAAGUAAAAUUAAGCAUGGAUGUCAGUGCAGAUAACUAACUUCAAGACAAGUGACAAUAGGUGCAAAAUAGUAGCAGUCCCUGCAACCGCCCCGUGGUCCAGUACAGAAGCUGCACUGAACUGAAAAGGAUUUGGCCAUGUCAGUUCCCCAGUGCCAUGCACCUCCUGCCCAGGGGCUGCAAGGAAAGGCAUGGGCCAGAAAGCACAGCUGGGUACCAAAGUGGGCAAUCCAGGGCCAUUUUCUGUGGCAGCAGCCUGAGCCUAAAUCUUCUAAAAGUAACAAGGCACACACAAACUGGUUCAAGGACCUAUAGCCCACCUGACCCCCUGCCCCCAGAAAGGUAGAGAUAACUAAAAAGGGAGAGCUGAAUGCCAUGACUUUCUAGCAACAGCACUAAUUUGUGCUAAGAGUCUCAGUUUAGGAGGAAUUCUCUGAAGUAAUUAGCAAUCAGGAAUGCCUUAGUUUACAAAUCAGGACUGAAGUUAGUAAAAAUUCACAGUUUAACCAAGCACAGAAGGAAAAUAUCCAACAUACUUUAAAGCUCUUAAACAUACCUAAGAAGGAAUGGAAUUCAUUGCAUGACCUGUGAAAGGCAUUUACCAACCACUCUGGUGUUGUAUAAAUGUGAAUUUGUGGUUUGCCUACAAUGACAUGUAAGGAGCUUCUGUAAACACUCAAGUGAGCAAUUAAUUAUUGUAAAUGUUGCAAAGUAAAUGCUGUAAAAAUCCA